UUUGUGUCAAGUAUUUUAAUUGUAUGUAUGCAUAAAUUUCCCAGGUGACCUAUUAUGAUUCAAAAUAUGGAGCAUGCAUCCAGAACACAUUGUGUGAGAUACUGUUUCCCACAGUGCAAGUCUCUGACUUGACCUUACAUUGUGAUGAACCUAUUUUACACAAAACUGGAUUUAUUCAGGAGUAUUGCACACUUCACUUUUUUGACAAACAUUGUAGGUCAUCCUUGCAUUUCAUCAUGCAUACUGACAUUCACAUACUAUGCAGAUUUCAAACUUUAUACUUUAUUGCUGUAAUCCUGGACUGUUUUUUUUUUUUUUUUAAUGGUAAGCAUUAUUUAUUGUAUAAUGCAUAGUAUGUAGUACACUAGCAUUCCUAUGCAAUGGUUUAAACCAUCCAUGCAUACAGAAAAUGUACAUACUGUGCAUAUUUUAUACUUCAUAUUUCACAUACUGGCUUUUUUUUUUUUAAAUAGUAUGUAUACUGCAUAGAAUACGCUGCAUUAUAACGUUUAAAACGUUUAUAACGUUUACUUUGUAACGUUUUAAACCAUGUGAUAAAUGGCGCCCUCGUGUGGCUGUAUGGUUGUACUGCAGCUGCGUCUUUGUUCAGAGUUUCCGAUGCUGUCCGAAUGUUCCCGACGGUUUCCGACACUCGCCGCCAGUCGUGCCAGUUUUUCCGCCCUGUCCGCGUCUCGGAGCCGGGGAUCUGCUUCCGUCCAUGGCCGUCAUCUUUGAAGCAGCGGCAUCGAGGCUUUAUUUACCAUCCUUGAAGGCGUUUGUUUGGUGUCACUCGCGGCGAAUCAAAGGCGUCAGAUCGGCCGGAGUGAAGCGGCGAGCUUUUGUUUCUGCGGAGAGACGCUUACUGCGCUGGACUGAACGGGCCGGACGAGUCCAGAACGCAUCAGAACCACAUCAGACCAGACCGAGCCAUCAUCAUCUCCAUCAUCAUCAUCAGUGUGGAUGUGCUGGAGUUCAGCUGAUGUGAUCAGCGGCUCAUCUGGAAACAGCAGCAGAAGCAGGUAAUUUCUGCUCGUCUGUCUCAGGGUGAGCAGAGGAAGAGAGAGAGGGAGAGACACAGACAGUCGUCUAUCUUUCUCUCUCUCUCUCUUUCUCCCUCUUCACCUGCGGCCGCAUCAGCAGCGUCUCAGUAAGGCUCUGCUCUGCUUUCUCUGGCGCAGCUUCUGUCCAAACAAUGACGUCACCCCCAUCGCCACUGGCCUCCCCGUCCCCGUGCCCACCUCCCCCUCCCUCUCUCCCAUCCUCCCCCACGCCCUCCUCUCCCGCCCCGUCCUCGCUCCCCCUGCCGCCCGCUCUGCCGCCCACCGGAGAGGUCAUGAUUCUGGCUCUGGGCCGUAAGAAGCAGCGGCUCCUCAUCGCUCUCUCCAUUCUGCCCAGCCUCUUCCUGGCGUUCCUGCUGUCCUCUGACCCGCUCCUGACCCUGGACUUACCCUUCCACUGUCAUCUCCCGGGACCCUCGCCCACUCCUCAGGUGGCCAACGCCUCCUUGAGAGCGGAGAAAGGAGACCAAGAGCUGCCCCAGUGCAAGCAGUACAUCAACGGCACGUCGUCGGGUGUGAAGGACUGUGACGCGGGAUACGACUACAACGUCACCGAAGGGCUGGCCAAUAAUAUCGUCAGAGAGUGGGAUCUAGUAUGUUCGCGGUACUGGCUGGUUCCAGUAGAGGAGGUGUGCUUCAUUCUGGGGACGCUGACGGGCUGUCUGGGUUUGGGCUACAUGGCUGACCGGCUGGGCAGGCACAAGUCUCUGAUGGUCUCUCUGAUGUUGGCGGUGGUGUUCGGAGUUCUGGUGUGUGUCUCGCCCUCACCGCCCGUCUUCAUCACCAUGCGCUUCUGUCUGGCCGCGGCGAGCGCCGGCGUCUACCUCACGCUGUACGUCACACGUCUGGAACUGUGUGACCCGUCCCUGCGGCUGCUGGCGACGAUGAUGUCCGGUCUGACCGUGUUUGCGGGCGAGCUCCUGCUCCUGGCCGUGGCCCUCGGCUGUGGCUCCUGGAGGGGCCUGUUAGGAACCGGAGCUGCUCCUCUGUCCUUGUUCCUGUGCUACGGGAUCCCGGGAGUGUUUCCCGAAUCGCCACGCUGGCUUCUUCUCUCCGAGAGGACGGGGGACAUGAAUUCCUUCACUGAGCGGAGCGAGAGGCAGAGAGAUGACGACAGCUUCACGGAGUUGGACACAGAUUCGUCCUCGUCUCCUGGACGUCCUCGUCUGUCCUUCCCGGAGCUGCUGCAUAGCAGAAACAUCUGGAAAAACCUGUGUGUGCUGGGAUUCACUUCGUUCAUCUCUCACGGCAUCAGUCACUGCUACAGCUCCUUCAGAGGCGACGUCAGAGGAUUCACCCCCAGUUUCUAUUGGACGUACCUGCUGUCUGUGUGUGCAGGGGGCGGGGCCUGGCUGUUGCUCUGGGCAACAGUGGACAGGUUUGGUCGUCGUGGAAUUCUACUUCUCGCCAUGACCUUGACCGGAUUGGCCUCCCUAAUUCUGCUCGGAUUAAUGGACUAUCUGAGUGAGUCAGCCAUGACUGUGUUCUCCAUAAUGGGCCUGUUCUCGUCCCAAGCGGCCGCCUCCCUCUCUAUUCUUUUCACCGCUGAAGUCAUGCCCACCAUCAUCAGAGGAAGUGGGGUGGGAGCGGUCAUGGCGCUGGGAUGUGUGGGCCGCCUCAGUUCUCCUCUAAUGGAUCUGCGUAAUCACUACGGCUAUUUUCUCCACCACGUGGUCUACUCGUCUCUAGCCCUGCUGGCGGUUCUCUCCAUCCUGCUUCUCCCAGAAAGCAAACGCAAACCCCUUCCACAGACGCUGGCGGAUGGAGAACAGUACCGGCGUCCUCCACUGGUCCGAAGACGUAGGGAUAACGUUCCUCUUCUGGCUACGCCCAACCCGGAGACCUAGGCCUUCGUUCUUCAACCGCAAAUAUUAAGGGACUGACCUCGGAGUCCCGUCCUAAUAAUCCUGUAUUUGUAGUCAUUCCUAACACGUGCCGGUGGAGUCGUCGCACAUGGACUCCAUCAUGAAGUGUGAGGGGUGAAGGAUACCGAAAUGCGUCCACAGAGUAUGCCAAACACUCGUCAACGCACAGUGGCGUAAUUAAACACUGAAGUCUGACCCAUGUAGCAUUUGGUGACUUAUUAGUAAAAUAUUAGACCAAUAUGAGACAAGGGCUCAAAAUGACAUAAUAUAUUUAUCCUUUUGAAAACAGGCUUAAGUUCUCACUCCAGAAAGUGGAUGGAAUUGGUUCUCUUAGUUCUCAUUGCUGCUAAGAAUGGCACGCCCAGACGUUCGCUGAAAGACUGAUCGACACGUUGGGCGAAAAACGCUGAGGAUUGUUUAUGUGCACUCCAAAUGCACUGAGGCAUGAUACAAGAAACACUUAUUAUUGUAUGUUACAUGUCACUCUUUGUUAAAGGAAUAUUAUAGGAAUGCAACUUGAGUUGUAUGUGCAGCUGGGAUGUGUUGACAGUUACUCCAGAUUUUAUUUUGACACGUCUCUAUUGCACAGAACCGAUCAAAAAUAUAUAUCCUUAAUAUUUCUGCUUCAUCCUGUUUUAAAUAAAAUCAAUUUUGUCAAUUUGACAGCUUAAGUUGCAGUAAACCUCUAAUAUUCCUUUAAUAAGGCUGAUUGAAAUGGCACUGCUCAUAGCGUCCCUUAUUUCUGUUACUUACCUUGAAGAUCAAGGCUAAGGAGUACGACAGCAGGGAAAAGGAACGCACAGGUUCAUUUAAAUGUUGACACUGUUGGGAUUUAUUUGUGUCUGAUGUCUUUCUCUCUGUCUUUGCCUAUUGCAUUUUCAGUCUGAUUCUGAAAUAAUGAACAUUGGAAACAUGUAGCUUUCACUUGUAAACGCCUCUUUGUGUUAGAUUCUUUAAAAUGCACUUAAUAGUUCUGAAUUGUUAGUAAUAAUUUUAAAUAUUAUUAUUACUACUACUUGAAUAAUAACGGAUAAUAGUAAUAAGUCUGAUGAUUGCGCAACACUUACUAAACAAUGCUGUAAUUAUCUUUAACCAAGUCUAAUUAUAAAUAAAAUCUGGUAAAAUCA
Molecule: messenger RNA, 4050 nt
Organism: Labeo rohita (rohu)
Lineage: Eukaryota; Metazoa; Chordata; Actinopteri; Cypriniformes; Cyprinidae
Gene: slc22a17
Product: solute carrier family 22 member 17
Biological process (GO): transmembrane transport
Cellular component (GO): membrane
Molecular function (GO): transmembrane transporter activity
Source: RefSeq, a predicted model, not a curated record